UUCAUUUGAUUUUUUUUUAAUAAUCACAUGAGAUUGAUUUUAAAAUGAAAUUUUCCAUUUGUUUUUUGUCAUUUUUGUUUUUAUUGUUGAUUUUUGGAACUGUUUCGGCACAGUCCCGUGAUCGAAACGAUAAACCUUAUCGUAUUGUUUGUUAUUGGGGUACAUGGGCAUUUUAUCGGCCAGCAUCGGGAAAAUUUCAGGCCGAAAAUGUCAAUCCAAAUCUUUGUACACACAUAAUGUAUGGUUUCGCUAAACUACAAAAUAACAAGAUUGCUUUGUAUGAUCCUGAUUUGGAUGAUGGUGAUGAAGAUUGGAAUUCUGGCCUACAAUGGGGUCAUGGAAUGAUAAGACGAAUGGUGAAUCUUCGUACAUAUAAUCCACAUCUAACCACUAUGAUAUCAUUGGGUGGUUGGAAUGAAGGUUCGGAUAAAUAUUCGAUUAUGGUCCGUGAUCCAGCCAGUCGAAAAAUUUUCAUUCAAUCUGUCCUACAUCUUUUGGCUGAAUUUGAUUUAGAUGGUUUAGAUUUUGAUUGGGAAUAUCCAGCAAUGCAAGCUUCUGGUGAUAGUGAUCGAAAACCGGGACGAGCAGAAGACAAGGAAGAUUUUGUAACUUUAUUACGUGAAUUACAUGAAGCAUUCCAGCCACAUGGCUAUGUAUUGUCUUCAGCCGUAUCUGCCGGUAAACCAACAAUUGAUCGUGCAUAUAAUAUUCCUGAAGUGAGCAAAUAUUUGGAUUUCAUCAAUUUGAUGUCAUAUGAUUAUCAUGGUGGAUGGGAAAGUCAUACCGGACAUAAUGCCCCAUUGAAUUCAUAUAAAAAUGCCAAUGAAUUAGAUAAAGAAUUUACUGUCACUUACUCAGUUGAAUAUUGGCUCAAUCAUGGUGUUGAUCCAAAGAAAUUGGUCUUGGGAAUUCCAUUGUAUGGUCGUACAUUUACAUUGGCCGGUUCCGAACAUGGAAUUGGUGCACCAACCAUCGGUAAAGGUGGUGAAUCCGGAACUAUCACACGUACGAUCGGUAUGUUAGGCUAUAAUGAAAUCUGUACAAUGAUCAAACAAGGAUGGCAAUUAUAUCGUGAUGAAAUUGAACGUAUUCCUUAUGCUGUACAUGCUAAUCAAUGGAUUGGUUAUGAUGAUCGAGAAAGUGUAAAUGAAAAAUUGAAUUUAUUGAUGGCAAAACAUCUUGGCGGAGCUAUGGUAUGGUCAAUCGAUACGGAUGAUUUUGUAGGCAAUUGUGUGGGUGUCAAAUAUCCUUUGUUACGAUCAAUAUCAAAAAAAUUAAAUAACGUUGAUGGUCCAGAUCCGGAUAUUAAACGAUAUCAUUAUCAUACAUCGACAGCUAAACCACAUACAGAUGGUACUACCUCAACUCAUCAUGAUCAUAAAACAACGACUACGAAACAUCAUAAAACUACCCAGCCACAUCAUAAGACUACCCAGCCGCAUCAUAAGACUACCCAGCCGCAUCAUACUCAAACAAUAACAACGACAACAGAAAGACCCCAUGGUAAAUUUCAAUGCCAUCAAGCUGGAUUUUUUGCCGAUCCCGAGAAUCCAAGAAAAUUUCAUCAAUGUGUAGAUUUUGGUGGCCAUCUUAAAGAUUAUGAAUUUAUGUGUGGUGAGGGAACACACUAUGAUGAAAAAUUACAUAUAUGCGUCCGUUGAUAAAUUUGAUCCUUUAUAUGUUUUGACACUUGAAUUAAUCAAUAAAUUUUAUUAUAAAUCAAA
Molecule: messenger RNA, 1724 nt
Organism: Dermatophagoides farinae (American house dust mite)
Lineage: Eukaryota; Metazoa; Arthropoda; Arachnida; Sarcoptiformes; Pyroglyphidae
Product: chitinase-3-like protein 1
Biological process (GO): chitin catabolic process; carbohydrate metabolic process
Cellular component (GO): extracellular region
Molecular function (GO): chitin binding; chitinase activity
Source: RefSeq, a predicted model, not a curated record